Messenger RNA from Carassius auratus (goldfish), 7240 nucleotides. Its product is annotated as serine/threonine-protein kinase LMTK1-like. Lineage: Eukaryota; Metazoa; Chordata; Actinopteri; Cypriniformes; Cyprinidae. Gene Ontology annotation, molecular function: ATP binding; protein tyrosine kinase activity. The record is from RefSeq and is a predicted model, not a curated record. Gene Ontology annotation, biological process: peptidyl-tyrosine autophosphorylation; brain development.
UCCUCCCCUCCAGCAGAUGAGCAAGAUGGCGCUAUGUGGAUUCAGCACUGAACAGCUCCCAUCGGGCUUUUUAACAAACGGUUUCAUUUGGGCUUAAACCCAGCAAUUAAAACCAGAGCCAGAAUUUGCCUAGGGUCUUUCUUCUGCAGUCGGAGCACACGGAAUGCUCCACAGGACGCGCGUGUCGUUUGGUGCAGAGAAGCAGCCGAACCCACCGCAGAGACCCUCUCUACGAGAAUGAGCAGAGAAGAUUCACACGAACACAACGCUGGUUUGCGGUGAGACUCAUCCGUAAGAUAAUGGACUGCAUCCAGUGGAUUUGUCUGGCAAUUCCCUUGUUCUGACUCUAUAGCAUGGAGGAGCGAUGGAAUGACAUGUUCGAACAGAAAAUAAACUCUUUUAUUUAGCAUCAGAGACAUCGUUGUUGGACUUCACGUUAUCUUCAGCAUGUCAGGCACUGUAACACUGCUGGUCAUGUCUGCGUCGGUUUUCAACCCUAGUUUUGCGCUGAGCUCUCAUUUUGACUCAGAUGGCGCUCCACUGAGUGAGUUGUCCUGGUCGUCCUCUCUGGCUGUGGUGGCUGUGUCUUUCUCUGGACUCUUUACCUUCAUCUUCCUCAUGCUGGCUUGCCUAUGCUGUAAACGAGGAGACAUUGGCUUUAAGGAAUUUGAGAAUGCAGAGGGAGAGGAAUGUCAAGCGGAUAUGUCUACGCCGGCAUCGCCUGCAUCACACACCGGUCCUGACGUCUACAUCCUGCCUCUCACCGAGGUCUCGCUGCCCGUCGCCAAGCAACCAGGCCGAUCAGUCCAGCUCCUGAGAUCCACAGAUCUUGGCCGUCACAGUUUGCUUUAUAUAAAGGAGAUUGGGCAUGGCUGGUUUGGCAAGGUAUUGUUGGGGGAGGUUCACUCUGGUCUCAGCAGUACCCAGGUGCUGGUGAAGGAACUAAAGGCCAGUGCCAGCGUGCAGGAACAGAUGCAUUUUCUGGAAGAGGCACGGCCAUACCGGUCUCUCCAGCAUCCGGCUCUAGUGCAAUGUCUCGCUCAGUGCACAGAGGUUACACCCUAUUUAGUGGUCAUGGAGUUCUGCCUGCUGGGUGAUGUUAAAGGUUACCUGCGCAGCUGCCGGGCAACAGAUUCCAUGACCUCUGACCCCUUACUACUUCAGAGGAUGGCGUGUGAGAUCACUUCAGGCUUGCUCCACCUUCACAAAAACAACUUCACCCAUAGUGAUCUGGCUUUAAGAAACUGUCUGCUAACAUCAGACAUAAAAGUUAAGAUUGGAGACUAUGGACUAUCACACAACAAGUACAAGGAUGACUACUUUGUGACAUCAGACCAGACCUGGAUUCCCUUACGCUGGAUUGCCCCUGAACUGGUUGAUGAGGUUCAUGGUAACUUACUGGUGGCGGACCAAACCAAGGAAAGCAACAUCUGGUCACUUGGUGUAACAAUCUGGGAGCUGUUUGAGUUGGGGAAUCAGCCAUACCGUCAUUAUUCAGACCGACAGGUUCUCAGCUAUGCUGUAAAGGACCAGCAAUUGAAACUGCCCAAGCCACUUCUCAAGUACCCUCUUUCUGACCGCUGGUAUGAAGUCAUGCAGUUCUGUUGGCUUCAGCCUGAUCAGAGGCCCAAUGCAGAAGAAGUUCAUCUCCUGCUAAGUUACCUAUGUGCCAAAGGAGCCAGUGAGGCAGAGGAAGACUUUGAGAGACGAUGGAACUCCAUGAGACCAAACACAAGUCAUGCUAAUGUCCAUGGAGCUGGUGCACUAGCAAUCGACAUGCCCAUGUCAUCCACCACUUCCUCAUUCCCCCUACUGGAACAGUUCCCCAGUGGAGACGGCUACCAUUCAGAAUCUGGAGAUGACAUCUUAACGGUUACUGAAACCAGUCAUGGCCUCAACUUUGAGUACAAGUGGGAGCAGGCACGGGCUGAACAGCACUACCAAUCUUCAUCCACCACUGGCACUUUGGGUCAAGGCAAUCCCCAUUGCCAGGAGGUCUACUACCCCCCAGGCGGAAUGGUGGGGGGCUGUGCUGUUGACGGACUUGCCCUAGGGGUUUCUCCUUCAUAUUAUGAGCCCAAACAACUACACACCCCUGGUGUGGUACCAGUCCUGAGUGCUCACAGUCCACCAGUGGGUAAUGAGUACUACAUUCGUAUUGAGGAGCCAUUACAAAGCAAUAUUGAUAACUUCACCAUGUGUGCUUACAGCCCAGAGUUUGGGGGGAGCAAUACAAGUUUUCUAACAGGAAGUGGAGACUCUCAGGAGUGUAUGAACUGUCCCCCUGAAGCUAAACCAGACAUUUAUUGGUCAGCGGAUAUCCACAAAAGCAGUGCCUAUGAUUCAGACACCAGUCCUGCUAUGUCUCUAACUAUGGAGCCUCUUUUAGGUCAUGGUAGCCCUCUUAGAGCAUGGGAGUCUGGUCAUUAUGUCUCAUACAAAGACAGGGAUGGAGGUUACUACUAUGAACCAUCACCUCCUAAGAUCAUGGACUGCUACAUGAUACGAGAUCGAACAGAGCAUCCACGAGAGAGCUGGGGGUCUCGAAGCUUAAGACAAGCACUUGGGGAACUGGAGGAGCCUUUAGGCAUUUCACCAUCAAUUGGAAGUCCUCCACAAGACUAUGCUGAUCCCUACUUGGAGAACAUUCAAGACUCCAUUAUAGGAAAGAAUGUUACAGGAGGAUAUUAUGAUAUGAUGGGCUCUUUGAGGAAGACUAUGCCAGGUAACCACUCAGUUUAUAUUGACAUGGCAUCAGGUGGUGCUAUAUUUGUAGGACGAGAUGACAGCGACUCUGAGGAAGAGGAAGACAUCUUUGUGGACAGGCGAGGAAGAAGUUGGUCCACCAGCAAUCCAGCAAAUACAAACACAAGGACCUUGCAUCAAAGGCAUGGGUCUUGUAUCCAAGAUUCUUAUGCUGAUUUUCACUACACUAUGCCGAUGACUGAUGUUGAGGAUACAUGGCCAGAAGAGCAGACCCUGCUGCAUAUGGCCAAACCUGUUGACUGCUUAGAUGCAACAGUCAAAAGCAACACUUGUCUAGUGCAUGGAAGACAUGUACCUUCAAACCCUUCACCUGAGUGCAGCUCAUAUAUCCAUAUGUGCCAUGAACCCAGAGAGGCUGAAGUAUAUCCCGUGCCAUGUUGUCAAGCUUUGAGCAGUUCACAUUUUGUAGAUCCUCUAACAGGAACACUUGUGAGGAACUGCUUCAUGAUCGACUGUGUUCCAGGGAAACCCAUGCCAAUGCCCAAAAAAGACCAACACUUAGGCCAAGCACCAUUAUCUGCUGGAUAUAUAGUCUCCAAAAUAGAGUCAUCAAGGGAAGGUGCUAAACAGUUUGAUGUCUCCCAGCAGUAUGGGGAUAUUGCUGAAAGGGAAACAAACUUAAGGCAAGAAAAUGCUUUUUAUGAAGAUGCAUCUCCAGCAGAUACCAAAACGGAAAUUAUUGCCACCACUCCACAAUUGGAGAAAACCCAAGCUGAGUUACCCAAAUCAGACCCAGAGUCAGACUUAAGUAAGGCAGCAGACAGUGGUGUGGACCAUGGACGCUCUAGUAUCAGUCUGGUGGAGAUUGAUGACUGUAGCGAUGAUGACAUCACUGAUGUAACCUCUGGGAUUUUUGGGGACUUCACCGUUGAAGUUGAACCUGUUGACUACACCAAUCCGACAUUCAAGUCAUUACAAAAGCAGGUUGAUACGCCAGACUCCAUGGACUCCAUUGACAUACCAUAUACUGCAUGUUCCAGUGAGACACUCAGUCCUGCCUCCAUUCAUCCGUCAAGCUCUCCCAAGACAGUGGACAGUGGAUAUGACACAGAAAACAAUGAAUCUCCAGAGUUUGUCCUAAAGGAACCCCAUGAGUUACAAGAUUCUAAGGUUUUUAUCCAACCCUUGGGAAAGGUGUCAUCUGGGUCUGAUUUUGUCAGUGAAGAACAAAAGAUUAAAAGGGCAGAGGAUGAGAAACUAGAGGAUAGUGUUGAUAAUAUAAUGGCACUGACAACAUCUGAGAGCAGUGAUGGAGAGUUGAACGCACUAAGUGAUAAAACUCCAUACAGAGAUUCGGCCUACUUCUCUGACUAUGAUUCUGGGAAAGAUAAAGAAAGCGAAGAGGACAUCAAUGAACUUGAAGAUCAGAAAGAUGGACCAGAGGAAAUUAUAAAUGAUAAAGAAGACCAACUUCCUCCAAAAAAGGAGGCAGAUGGAGAUGAAUAUAAUUUUCCAUCUUUAAAGGAAACUGAAAAGGCUCCUGAACAGCCUGAUGAUGCAACCUCAAACACUCCAUCAAAUAUUGAAGAAUGUAUGUCUGGUUGCAACAGAAUCAGUGGUGUGUCUCUUUCAUCUCCUGAUAAUGAAGUGUCUACCAUAAAAUAUUAUUUUGGUGAGGAUGAAAACGUUGGUGUAGAUUCAGAUCUUUCUGCUGAACUCGUACCAUCUGACGUUUCUGAUUCAGAUGCUUUGCUUGGUCCAGAUGUAAAGCAAGAGGAAUCUUUCAAACAUGUAGGUAGUGAAGAUAUUCUGUCUCUCGACCAAAUAACUUUUGAGGGUGAUGGUGAACACACCAAUAUUCCAGAGGUCCUUACUGAUGAGAAUGAAGAGGACAUAGUCAAAGAUGAAAUUCUGUUCGAAGAGGAACUAGCAUCUCAGAAGGAAAGGAACAUUUCCCCUACACAUGAGGUACUGGAAUCUAGGAGUAAGGAGUGUGAAGAAGGGGGACGUAAAAGAAGCUCCAUGCGUUCUGGCUCUCCUCCCCCUCCAUUAGAAGGACGGGUGUCUCCCACAGAUGGAGAGGAGGCUGAUGAGGAAGACGGCGACUCUGAGGAUAGUGAUGAGUCUGAUGAGGAGCUGCGGACUUACAGUAUCCAGGAACAGAGUGAAGAAAGCGAGGACGAGAUCUUGACCGUACCUAUCAUUGUGAGUGACUGCAGCGAUUCACACAAACUCAGAAGUCUGCUUAAGAUGCCAACGCUGCUCAGCGAUUCACUGUCUGACGAAACUGAGAACAAAAAGAAGGUGGUGUCUUUCUUUGAUGAUGUCACCGUCUUUUUGUUUGACCAGGAAAGCCCAACCAGAGAGCUGGCAGAUCAAAGUUUUCCCUUGGAUGGAGGGUCAAGCAAACCGAGUGCAAAGGGUAAAGCACAAAACCAGCAGGAAAAGGUCAAUCCCUCCGAUGAGUCGUCUGAUGGAAACAUCUCAGAAGAGAGUGCAGGGUUUGAAUGGGAAGAUGACUUCCCAUUGUUGCCUCUUCCCACAUCUUCUAAGGGUUCUCCUCCAGACAUCACUGCAAAGCCGAGCCUACCGAGUGGCAGUACUAAACCUGUGGCACAGGUCUCCCGUUUUACUGUUUCUCCAUCCAGUGUGUCACGUUUCUCCAUCACACAUGUCUCGGAUUCAGAUAUGGAUUAAGCUGGAGAAAUAAGUGAAGAUGGGGAAAGAGAAUGAAUCAUCAUACUACUGCCAGCAGACUCUUAUUUAUUUUUGUUUAUGUACUUCUUUGACUGAGGCGGUCACAAUAAGAAAGAAGUUUUGAUCUCUUUGGAAACCAUUUUUGGAUCCUUUCAAAGACAGUGCCUCUUAACAAACACUUUAGAGCAGCCCUUUUGAAAAGGACCCAGAAGAAGAAAAAACUUGUGGCAAUGACUAAAACAUGAUAGGAAACACAAACUAAAAUUAAAUUGUGGAUGGAUCUGCUUGGUUUAUAUGGACCUGCUGGAAACUGUGACUGUUUAAAACACUGAUUACUGUAUUUUUGGACAGUUUUGAAAAGACGUUAAUGGUAUCAACUGCAUUAAAAUCUUAGCGAAAUGUAACAAAACUAAACCGAACUGAUUUCUAUUGUGAAAUAUCAAUGCAGUGUUUGUCUAGAAAAGGAGGAGUUUCAAAAAAGGAAGUUAUUUAAUUGUUUUUAUGACAACAACAACAAAAAAAAAAGUUCACGACACACAGCUGCCUUGUGUUUGUCACCUGCCUGAGAGUAGCAUUGUGUUUGGUGACAUGGCAUUAUGAAUCCACUUUUAUGAUUUUAUGAAUAAUCAAACUUGGAUUAUUGUUGUUAUUAUUAUUGAAUCUCUUCAUAAUUUGAAUGUUUAGUGUUUUAGAUACUUUGUUUUAUUUAUUUACUUAUUCAGUGCUUCAAUAUGAAUCAGUAUGUACAUGAGAUUGCUAUUUCCAUGUUCAUGGCAGAAAUCAUGUUUCACAGUCUGACUGAAAAUCUGCAGUUAAAUCCAUAAAAUAAUAACAAAAAAAGAUGACCUUUUUUAAAAAUAGUGAAGUUUAAACAUGCAGUAGAAAAGUAGAAAAACUCGAAAUAAUCUCAAAAAUAAAUAUUAAACAAUAUGUACUUGACAACCUAUUAUGUAAUGGAGGAUUUCAUGAUUAGACAUGUAUUUAAUGAUGUAUUUAGGGUGACUGCUGGUGAAGAGGGACACUUAAACUCAAGCAUCAUCAUUAAUAUAAGAUGCUUAAUACAUGCUAUACAUGCUUUCUAUCUUUUGAGGAUUGAAGCCAGGUAUUAUGAUCAGGGUGUUCAUCAUAUACUUAAAGAGUGUUAUUUAUUAGUCAACAUGUUUUAUAUUUCCUUGAACUUUGAAGAACAGAUUGUACUAAUUGCAGCGCUUCACAGACUGUCACACUGAACUAAAGUUGGACUUUGACCAAUAGGAACAAUUUAAACUGCUGAACAAAAUGGACAUAUGAUCUUGUGAUUUUUUUUUUCUUCAUAUGGUUGGGAAACAAUACAUUAGACUCGAUCAAGGAGGAUGAGCCUGCUGAUGUGACUGAGAACAGUGUACAGUACAAAGGGACUCGAUGCUACCUGUACGCUUCUGUGCAUCCGACCAAACAUAAAUCUCGAUAUGCUUCUCAAUAUGUUCUGUUUGUUUGCCUGUGAAGGCAUUUAUUCUAUGUAAUCGUCUAGCUUAGAUCAAACUAGACAACAGUCUGUACUAUUUUUGUAUUUGAUUGAACAAUUUGAAACUACUGAAAGAUCAAAUUGGCACUCAGGAGGUAAAGGGGAAAAAAAAUAUUUUCUGCCAACAAAAUGUAUGACGUGAUGUGGCACAAGCCGGAUUUGCAUCCUAAAAAUUAUUAUGAUUCAGAGCAGCGGAUUCACAGAUUUUUCCUGGGACAUUUGCCUGUGCGGUGGUUUUGAAUUGCGGUAUAAUGUUAACUGAGAGUGUAUGUAAUUCUGUUCAUGAAAUGUGUCACAAAUUUAGUGAGAAAAAUAAAACUAUUCUGUUUGACA